GUCAAACUCGCAAUUGGAUGACUUUCCGUAGGAUUUCAAGUAGUAGACAGAGGAAGCGGCUGUAUCUCCAGCUGAAGACUCUGACUACUUCUUCAGUGCCAGAUUUAUCGUUUUUCUUGUUAUGAUUCUGACAGGAGACAUACGCUCGAUAGACUGAUCACACUAACUCAAUGCAGAGCGAGUUUCCAUCCAAGACAUAAUGUUCGUGACGAACUAUUUUCAUCGCUUAGCGCUUAUCAUCCAAGCACACCAACCAUGACAAGCACCAACGAAUACCUCGACCUCCGCGAAAUAGACGCUUGCUUAUUCGACGUAUUCGGUACCGUCCUUAACUGGCACAGCACAGUCGCUCGCCAAGUCGCCCGCCUUAGUAAGGGACUCCUUCUCGAAGGCUCGCAAGACGCAAUCGAUUUUGCUGAAGAAUGGAGAGCGGGAUAUUAUGUUUAUGUCAAAAGAGUAUCCCAGGGCGGGCAGGGUACUUCCAACGCAGACAUUAUGCAUCGAGAAAUACUGGACGAUAUGCUCACCACCCCGCGCUGGUCUCAUAUUGCAGAAGUGUGGGGGGAAUCUGAUCGUGAAGAUCUCACUAUGAUCUGGCACAACUUGGACGCGUAUCAGGACACCGUUCCCGGCCUGACAGAACUCAAAUGCCACGUCAAUAUCCUCGCUCUAUCUAACGGAAACUUCAGAUUACUUCUCGAUCUGGCAAAGAACCAAGGUAUUCCAUGGGAUGGUAUCUUUUCGUCCGAAAUGUUUGGAUCCUACAAACCUAAUAAGAAGGUUUACCAGUCUGCAGCAUACCACCUUUCUUUACCUCCUCAAAAGAUAGCAAUGGUCGCUGCGCACAAGUACGACCUCCUCGCUGCCGCUAGCGUAGGCUUCAAAACGAUAUACGUACCACGCCCUGCUGAAGAUUUGCGCGAGGGAAGGGAGAGCAUGCGCAGCAAGGAGGACGGCGGUGAGGUGGAUCUUGUCGUUAAAGAUUUCGAGGAGCUGGCGAGGUUGAUACGUGAUGCUCGACAAAGUUGAAGCUCACGGUUGGUACAUGCUUUGCAAGUCCUUUACAAAUCGCGGAAUUAUCACUUGCCAAUUUGUAUCACAGUAUCACAGUGUAAGUGAAGUGAGGUGACUGAAUCGAAUAUGAUUUUUGGGGCAGCGAUGCGAAUCAAGAGAUCAUAUUAUACUUUGCAGAUGCAAUUCGUAGUUCUCGGGAGUCAGUUAGGCUUUCACGCCGCUGUAGCUGCGGUGCCUUGAUAGAC
This is a messenger RNA of Suillus bovinus, 1259 nucleotides long. RefSeq names its product HAD-like domain-containing protein. The transcript is spliced from 9 exons. Lineage: Eukaryota; Fungi; Basidiomycota; Agaricomycetes; Boletales; Suillaceae. Gene Ontology annotation, molecular function: hydrolase activity, acting on halide bonds, in C-halide compounds. The record is from RefSeq and is a predicted model, not a curated record. Bases 256 to 1029 code for a protein of 257 amino acids.